Molecule: messenger RNA, 2324 nt
Organism: Trichechus manatus latirostris (Florida manatee)
Lineage: Eukaryota; Metazoa; Chordata; Mammalia; Sirenia; Trichechidae
Gene: ATP6V0D1
Product: ATPase H+ transporting V0 subunit d1
Exons: 8
Coding region: 921-1862 (313 amino acids)
Biological process (GO): vacuolar transport; proton transmembrane transport; vacuolar acidification
Cellular component (GO): proton-transporting V-type ATPase, V0 domain; plasma membrane proton-transporting V-type ATPase complex; early endosome
Molecular function (GO): proton-transporting ATPase activity, rotational mechanism
Source: RefSeq, a predicted model, not a curated record
AUCUGCACAGUCCUGCCCAGUCACCUGGGUGGAAGUUAUAAGACCAUGGCAAGAACAGCGACACAAAAGCAGUGCAUUAUACCACAUCUGUGGAUCAGCCUCAUCCCUCUUUUGAGAAUGCCUCACCUCACUGAAAGGCCUCCAGCGUGAAACAAAAUGCUGGUCCAGGGGCCGAGGAAGGAGAACUUGCUGUCCCUUCCCUGCAGGAGCUCUGCCUCGCGCCAGCUGAAACCCAGUAACUUGUGUGUGGCUGUGCCAGCAGUAGACUCCAGGUUCUUCCCGAGACUGCUGGCCCGACAGCCCCGGGGCUUCCCAUGGAACAAGAGCUGCCCUUGGCUACACCACCUCGUGCCUACCCCCAAGCUGCCGUGCAGCUCAGGGCAGUGAGUGUGGUGGGUGGUGGUCUUCGCCACACUGCACAAGGGCCCCAGCAACCUCUCCGGCAGGGAGGAGGACAAGCCAGAGCCCAGGGGAAGGGUCAGGACAGAGCAGGGGCAGGAGGGCCAUUCUGUGGAGGACUGGGUAGGGCAUCUUGAGCAACAGCCUGGAGUUGAGAGCAGACACACCCAACGGCACUGAGGGUGCUAGUUGGGCAGCUGUGGGUGAUCUCUGGCAGGAGAGAUGGCUUGUGGUGUGCUGUGCUCACUCUCUGUGUGUACCACUGUCUCUGUUCAAGUCCCACGGCAGGCACCCUGGGAGGCUGGCACUGCUGGGCCUCUCACCAGGAGACAGGAGCCUGGUUCCAGAGAGAUUCCACAAGCUGCUCAGGACCAAUCUGUGGACCAGGAUUUGAGUGACCAGGGUCCCUGUGGCCCCAGAGCCGAAGUUCUCUCUACUUCCCUGCUCAGCCACCUGAGGAGUGAUAUCCCGAAACCAGUGAUCUGGCAACAUGAGUCUGCAGACAGGGCCCAGGCUGUGGCAUGGACCAGCUAAGAGACCUGAAGCUGCAUCUGCAGAGUACUGACUACGGCAACUUCCUAGCCAAUGAGGCAUCUCCGCUCACAGUGUCAGUUAUCGAUGACCGACUCAAGGAGAAGAUGGUGGUGGAAUUCCGCCACAUGAGGAACCAUGCCUAUGAGCCCCUCGCCAGCUUCCUGGACUUCAUUACUUACAGCUACAUGAUUGACAAUGUCAUCCUGCUCAUCACGGGCACGCUGCACCAGCGCUCCAUCGCCGAGCUGGUGCCCAAGUGCCACCCACUAGGCAGCUUCGAGCAGAUGGAGGCCGUGAACAUCGCGCAGACCCCUGCUGAGCUCUACAAUGCCAUUCUGGUGGACACGCCACUGGCGGCUUUUUUCCAGGACUGCAUCUCCGAGCAGGACCUUGAUGAGAUGAACAUCGAGAUUAUCCGAAACACACUCUACAAGGCCUACCUGGAGUCCUUCUACAAGUUCUGCACCCUGCUGGGCGGUACCACGGCCGAUGCCAUGUGCCCCAUCCUGGAGUUUGAAGCUGACCGCCGUGCCUUUAUCAUCACCAUCAACUCCUUCGGCACAGAGCUAUCCAAGGAAGACCGUGCCAAGCUCUUUCCACACUGUGGGCGGCUCUACCCUGAGGGCCUCGCCCAGCUGGCCCGGGCUGACGACUAUGAGCAGGUUAAGAACGUGGCUGACUACUACCCGGAGUACAAGCUGCUCUUCGAGGGUGCAGGCAGCAACCCCGGAGACAAGACUCUGGAGGACCGAUUCUUCGAGCACGAGGUGAAGCUGAACAAGUUGGCCUUCCUGAAUCAGUUUCACUUUGGCGUCUUCUACGCCUUUGUGAAGCUCAAGGAGCAGGAGUGCCGCAACAUAGUGUGGAUUGCUGAGUGCAUCGCCCAGCGCCACCGCGCCAAGAUCGACAACUACAUCCCCAUCUUCUAGCGCCCUGACCCGACUCCCCACAAGUGCACUGUGUGUGUUUGUGUGUGCUGUGACAAAGCCCUGGGGGGAAGAAGCAUCUUGUCCCUGCAGCUGCCCAGCUUCCCGGACCCUCUCUGAGACUGCUCUUGGGUCUCAAAAGGGGCGAGGCAUCUGCUCCCCACUCCAAGGAUGGACCAAGUCCUCUCCAGAGCAGGAAGGCCCCUUAGCCCUAUGUUUACAGCCACUGACAUGUCUGAGAAGCAUGUGAUCACUUUCAUGUCCCUCCCCAACCUGAGAAUCCCUGGGGACAGUGUGAGGCCCCCCUCCCCCCGCCCCCGCCGUGUGGGUCGCCUUCACGGCCCAGGAGAAGGAUAGAGUAUGUGUGUGCUAGGUGUGGGGAGGGGCGGGGAGAGUAGCUCCACAGCCCCCUCCCUAUGCCCCAUUCUUGAGAUAAUAAAGCUGCCCUCUCUGAGCCCAUCUGUG